Molecule: messenger RNA, 1234 nt
Organism: Rhododendron vialii
Lineage: Eukaryota; Viridiplantae; Streptophyta; Magnoliopsida; Ericales; Ericaceae
Product: short-chain dehydrogenase reductase 3b-like
Exons: 3
Coding region: 86-1024 (312 amino acids)
Molecular function (GO): oxidoreductase activity
Source: RefSeq, a predicted model, not a curated record
AAUGGCCUGGAUGCUCGGAUACCAUGUGAGCACGGCCACGUAGUACCCACCCGGCACUCAAAAAUUUCUCCUAUAAAUACAGUACAUGCAGCACAAGACUGCAACUCUAUAUAGUUUUAUUCAUCGUGUCCUGCUGCAUUGCACAAGCGAUUCCUUGCAGAUCAGUCACCCGAUCAUAAUGUCUAAGCCAAGUAGAUUAGAAGGGAAGGUUGCAAUAAUAACAGGAGCAGCCAGUGGGAUUGGGGAGGCAGCUGCAAAACUAUUCGUGGAGAAUGGAGCUUUUGUGGUAGUGGCUGACAUUCAAGAGGAAUUGGGUCUCAAAGUGGUGGCUUCCAUAGCAGGCCCUGAUGUCGACAGAGCUAUUUACAAGAACUGCGAUGUUACGGUGGAGAAGCAGGUGGAAGAAACUGUGGCUUUCGCUAUCGAAAAAUACGGCACCCUCGAUAUCAUGUACAGCAAUGCCGGGAUCAUGAGUUCAUGGGAGAGCAUCCUAGACAUGGACAUGGAGGAGGGCUUCGACCAAAACGUGGCCGUAAAUCUAAGAGGACCGGCAUUGUGCAUAAAGCAUGCUGCUCGAGCCAUGGUUAAUAGACAAGUAAGGGGAUCCAUCAUUUGCACGGCCAGCUCGGCGUCCAUUCUAGGAGGGUUUUGUAACGCCGGUUACACUGCUGCGAAGCAUGGUUUGGUGGGUCUGGUUAGAGCCGCUGCAAGUGAGCUUGGGAAGCAUGGGAUAAGGGUCAAUUGUGUUUCUCCUUACUUUGUUCCCUCUCCCCUGGGGAUAUCGUGGUUGUUAGAGCUGGGCAUUGACACCGCGAGCGGAAUUGAAGCAGUAGCAAGUGUUGCGGCCAACUUGAAAGGAGUUGAAUUGAAAGCAAAGGAUAUUGCAGAGGCUGCACUCUUCCUCGCUUCUGAUGAAUCAUCCGUUUAUGUCAGUGGUCAUAAUUUAGCUGUUGAUGGGGGUCUCACUGUUGUUGAUAAUUCCAGCACUAUGAUCGUAUCGCAGAUGCUAAUGAAGGAGAAUUAAGCAGCACUGAUCGAUACAUCCUCACUUGCUUGAUUUACCUUUUUACCAAGAGAAAAUAAUACUGGGUUGUACGUUCCCAGUUGCUUGGUUUACAUUUUUACCAAGUUUAAGCUAGCUCUUGAUCUAUUAUAAGAUCAUGCACUUUUAUUAUUACUAGAAAAUAAUAUUUAUCGAUAUAACAGUGAUGUGAUUAUUGAUUGUGAAAUUAUG